This is a messenger RNA of Acanthamoeba castellanii str. Neff, 495 nucleotides long. Its product is annotated as ubiquitin family (UBL) post-translational modifier, putative. Gene Ontology annotation, biological process: protein K69-linked ufmylation. Lineage: Eukaryota; Discosea; Longamoebia; Acanthamoebidae. Gene Ontology annotation, cellular component: cytoplasm. Gene Ontology annotation, molecular function: UFM1 conjugating enzyme activity. Bases 1 to 495 code for a protein of 164 amino acids. The record is from RefSeq and is a predicted model, not a curated record. The transcript has a single exon.
AUGGACGAAGGAACGAAGUCGACGGUGCAAAAGAUUCCGCUUCUUUCGGUCAAGGCGGGACCUACGGAGGCGGAUCAAUGGAUUAAGCGAUUGAAGGAGGAAUACACGGCGCUCAUCAAGUACGUGCAGAUCAACAAAGAGGCCGACAACGACUGGUUCACUCUCGAGGCGGCCAACAAGAUGGGCACUCGAUGGAAGGGCAAGUGCUGGUACAUUCACAACUACUUGAAGUACUCGUUCGAUCUUCAAUUCGAGAUUCCCGUCGGCUACCCGCAGACCCCCAUCGAGCUCCAGCUGCCCGAACUCGAGGGCAAGACGCCCAAGAUGUACCGAGGCGGCAAGAUCUGCCUCACCAUCCACUUCAAGCCGCUCUGGGCGCGCAACGUGCCUCAUUUCGGAAUUGCCCAUGCGCUCGCCCUCGGCCUGGGUCCUUGGCUCGCCGCCGAGAUCCCCGACCUCGCCUCCAAGGGCCUCAUCGAACCAGAGACCAAAUAG